AAAAAGUUGUAAAUCUCUCUUCUACAUCUUCUUCCGAUUUGGAACGAAGCAAGCAUUACACAGUGGUAUCUCUGACUAAAUUAUAAGUCGCUGAGUAAGUCUUGCUGUUACUCGUUCAUCAUCUUCUUCCCUCCGGAAUCCUGGGAAGACUGAAGUCAAUCCAAAGUCUCCUUCGCUAAUGCUAAACUAGAUUCGCGCUAUUCUUCCAAAUCCGAGAUUCUAUUUUUUCUUUUCUCGGAUUAUCAUAUCAUAUCGAGAUUUGCGUUUCCAUGGAAUCUGUUGCGCGCGGGAUACUUGAGUGUAUCGAACAGCUGUGUUGAAUUUGUUCGAUCUACUUGGUGUUGUUGUGACUAUCGAACAACUAGCAUCUACGGGUGGUUUAUUAGCUUUGCUUUUGAGAUGGCAAAGAUGAUAAACAAGACGCUUGUACUAACCUAUAUCUACUUACUCAUCUACGUUCUACUCUCCUCUGGAGUCAUUCUUUACAACAAGUGGGUUCUAUCUCCCAAAUACUUCAACUUUCCACUUCCUAUUACAUUGACUAUGAUCCAUAUGGGAUUCUGUGGAUUUGUCGCCUUCCUUCUUAUUCGAGUAUUCAAGGUUGUCUCUCCUGUUAAAAUGACAUUCGAAAUAUACGUGACCUGUGUGGUGCCUAUUAGCGCAUUCUUUGCAUCCAGCCUCUGGUUUGGAAACACUGCAUAUUUGCACAUUUCAGUUGCCUUCAUACAGAUGCUCAAAGCACUAAUGCCUGUAGCAACAUUUAUCAUGGCCGUUGUUUGUGGCACUGACAACGCAAGGUGCGACGUGUUCAUGAACAUGCUGCUCGUCAGUGUUGGAGUUGUGAUAUCCUCCUAUGGAGAAAUUAAUUUCAACAUAAUUGGGACGGUCUACCAGGUCAUGGGGAUAUUUGCUGAAGCACUAAGACUGGUGCUAACUCAAGUUCUUCUUCAGAAAAAGGGCUUGAUAUUAAACCCGGUCACAAGCUUAUACUAUAUAGCUCCCUGCAGCUUUGUUUUCCUGUCCUUACCUUGGUAUGUACUGGAGAAACCGAACAUAGAAGUCUCGCAGAUCCAAUUCAACUUCUGGAUAUUUUUCUCAAACGCUCUGUGCGCACUUGCCUUGAACUUCUCCAUAUUCUUAGUAAUCGGACGAACAGGAGCAGUAACCAUGAGGGUUGCUGGCGUUCUCAAAGACUGGAUUCUCAUAGCCCUCUCCACUGUCAUAUUUCCCGAGUCCACAAUCACUGGUCUGAACAUUAUUGGAUACGCAAUAGCCCUAUGUGGGGUCGUAAUGUACAAUUACAUAAAAAUCAAGGAUGUGAAAGCGACUCAACCAAUCACUGAUAGCCUCCCAGAUCGAAUCACAAAGGAUUGGAAGGAGAAGAGGUCGUUGGAUGGUGAGAGCCCCCGAGGAGGAGUAGAGCUCAAUGAUGAGGAAGCUCCUUUGAUAACGUCUUCACGGUUGUCACACAUCGGGCGGACACAGCUCGGAAGCCACACUGCUGUCUGAGCAACGUACAGAUGAGACUGAGACAGACACAUAUGCUGUCUCACUUCUCAGGUGAAAAUGUCCUUUUAUCUGUUUUGGAAUUCAAACAUUUUCUAAAUAGAAUUUUACCUCUGGAUAACAACAUUAAAAAAAAACACACAGAAUUGGCAAAAAUAUUUGUAAGGUCUCUGAAAGUUAUAAAUGUUUUUUUCACCACAUAUUAGCUCAGGGACCCCCUCUUGGUCUUUAUGAUACAAACAGUUCUUGACUUCUGAAUGUGUAACCCCCUUGAUUUGAUUUGAAUUUUACAUUUCUUCUUCUA
Molecule: messenger RNA, 1810 nt
Organism: Eruca vesicaria subsp. sativa (arugula)
Lineage: Eukaryota; Viridiplantae; Streptophyta; Magnoliopsida; Brassicales; Brassicaceae
Source: the annotation of a GenBank genome assembly